GCCAACGAAAAAAUCCGCGACUUUUUCAGCAGUUAAAACAUCGCGCAAAUAAAAAGAAAACGAGCAAGAACAGAACAACAACACCGUGAACUUUCCGGAUUGCAGAAACCAAUCUCUUCCUUCAACAGUGUCUCUCUCUCUGGUGGACCCUUCCUCGUAUGCYACAAGCAGUUGGAUUUCAAAAUUCUUACCAUUGCAAUUGGAAUAAAAGUCCAGAUGUCCCAAUUUGAAGACGCAAAAGACGUCGAAAGACCCAMCGCUGAUGAACUCGAAGGAUACGUUCUCUACGACGAAGACGACGAAGAUGACGACGACGAUUAUUACUACGACGAAGACGACAAUCCAAUUGGUGGUGGCGGCGGCGGCGGUGGAGGAGGAGGUGGAGCUUCCAAAAUGAAAAAUAUCAAUAUUUCGGGUGCGAAUACAAAAAUGAAUUUCUCUCAUUCCGUCUCAAACACCGUGAGCAAGAUGCAAUCCAUCGAGGUAAAAAAACGAACUCUCCACACAUCUCGUGAUGACCGGGCAACUUCCGAACAGUGUCUUGAUCCGAGGACGCGGUUGAUGCUGUUCAAGAUGCUGAGCAAUGGGAUUCUUGAUAAAAUAGAUGGAUGUCUCAGUACCGGAAAAGAAGCCAAUGUAUACUACGCCAAGGCAGGGAAAAAGGCAGCCCAAUUCAAAUUAGCAAAAGGAAAGAAAAACGACAACGAUGAACCAAUUCUGAAUAUGAAUACAGCUAUUGGCGACGUGAAGGAAUUCGCCAUCAAGAUUUACAAGACCAGUAUUUUGGUCUUCAAAGACCGCGACAAGUAUGUGUCGGGAGAACAUCGAUGGCGCAAGGGAUAUUGCAAAAGCAAUCCGCGAAAGAUGGUGAAAGUCUGGGCCGAAAAGGAGCUGCGCAACUACCGGCGCAUUCACGCCGCAGGAAUUCCCUGUCCCACCCCAAUCUUUCUGAAAGCCCACAUUCUAUUGAUGGAGUUUUUGGGCGAAAAUGGAUGGCCGAGUCCRCGCUUGAAGGAUGCCCAGCUGAGCGAAAAACACAUGCGGGAAGCAUACGUCCAGACAAUACUGAUCAUGCGACACAUGUACCAGAGAUGCAAGCUAGUUCACGGAGAUUUGAGCGAAUAUAACCUUUUGUGGCACAAGAAACAAAUAUACGUCAUCGACGUCAGUCAGUCGGUCGAAACAGAUCAUCCAGCCGCGUUGGACUUUUUGAGAAAAGAUGCUUCCAAUGUGAAUGAUUAUUUUGCGAAGGUUGGCAACCUCAACGUGAUGACAACCCGGCAGCUCUUUGAGUUCAUUACRACUGUGAUCCCAACAGAAAAAAACACUCACGAAAGGAGCGAAGAUGCCGAAGCAGCUGCAGAAAUGAAUUAUCUGGAAGACGUAAUGAAAGAAGUCGAGGCUUCCUUCAAGGAGAUGUCAACAAAAUCCAUCCAAGAAAGGCGAAAAAACGACCAACAAAACCUUGUCGACGAGGCUGUCUUCAUGAGCAGUUUUUUGCCUCGAAGCUUGAAUCAGGUUGCAGAUUACGACAUUAAGCAGAUAGARAAGGGAAAUGUCGAGGAGACGUAUGCACACGCGGUUGCGGCGUUGACCGGGAACCAAGAUGUGGUAGAAAACUACAAGAAUUACAAGGCGGGAGAAGGUCUUUCCUCGCAAGCCAAAGAAGUUGGCGGUGACGCCAACAAUUCCGACGCAACCGACGAAGAGAACCCUGCCGGUGACAGCGACAGCGACGACGAACCACGCUUCGUGAAAGUUCCUAGAACUAAAGAACAGCUCGAUGCAGAAAAGGCCGCCCUGAGGGCUUCUCGAAAAGCAAACAAGAAAGCAGUCAAAGAAGACAAAGCCGAGAAACGUCUGACAAAGAUAAAGAAGAAGGAUAAAAAGAGAGCUAUMAAAAAAGCCAAGGCCGGCAAUCGCGCAAGGUAGAUAUUGUCUGAGCUCGAACGAAUCAAGCGAGCGACAGAAUGAUUAUUUUAGCACACG
This is a messenger RNA of Pseudo-nitzschia multistriata, 1989 nucleotides long. The record is from the annotation of a GenBank genome assembly. NCBI's taxonomy places the organism in Eukaryota, Bacillariophyta, Bacillariophyceae, Bacillariales, Bacillariaceae.